CGCCUCCACUACACCAGCCAGGCAGCAGCCCCCAACGACUGGCUCGCCGCUCGCGAGAACCCGAGUCUAUUUCUGCACGCGCUUCCAGGUUUUAGCUGCAGCGGCAUCAGGGCAGGGGGAGAGCAAAAGCAAUAGUUCUGUUCUACUGGAGGAAGAGCAGGGAGCAAGAUGGGGUCCGGAUCUUUCCUCAAGGUGCUGGCCAAUAACUUCGAUGUCCUUGCCGGGCCACUCAUAUCACUUGCUUAUCCUCUAUAUGCUUCUGUUAGAGCUAUAGAGACAAAAAAUCCUGUAGAUGAUCAGCAGUGGCUCACUUACUGGGUGUUGUACUCGUUUAUCACUUUGUUUGAGCUAACUUUUGCUCCAAUUAUCGAGUGGCUUCCAUUUUGGUCGUAUGCAAAGCUGUUCUUUAACUGCUGGUUGGUCUUGCCUUGGUUCAAUGGUGCUGCCUAUGUUUACGACCAUUUUGUGCGGCCAAUGUUUGUGAACCGCCAAAUAGUGAACAUAUGGUACAUUCCAAGAAAUGAGAAGCUAGGUAAAUCUGAUGAUGUUCUGUCAGCUGCAGAGAGAUAUAUUGAACAAAACGGACCAGAAGCAUUUGAGAAGCUCAUCAGCAAGUCUACGAAGUCUUCGAAGUCAAGGAACACAAAGCGGUUGAACUUGGAGGAUGGAGAGGCUGAAAAUCGAGCUAAAGCCGAGAGAGAAUCGUGGGGCGAAAAUCCCUUCUACGACAAAAACUACAGAUACUAAACCAGUUCAAAAUCCACUCAGCAGUUUGAAGAUGACCUUGCUCACGAGCCUCAUGCAAGCUAUAGUUGCGUCGGACUGAAGACGACAUUCCCAUAUUUCUGACUCUGAAUAUUGUACCUUGUUACAUCCACUGCUACUACAUAAUGAUGAGUUCUAGAGCAAUUGUGGACUGUGUAAAUGGAGGUAGAUGCUAGCGUUAAUCGUUUAUGUGCUUUUUGGAUGGUGUCCUUAUCACCCGUUUUACUACAUCUUUAGCAAGGAGCGAGCCUUGAUUUUCAGUUUGGCUUUCGUAUUUUUGUAAUUGAAUGCUACUUUUAGAUAACUGAAAUAUGAGGGAGUUCGAGCUUCUAUG
Molecule: messenger RNA, 1099 nt
Organism: Zea mays
Lineage: Eukaryota; Viridiplantae; Streptophyta; Magnoliopsida; Poales; Poaceae
Exons: 6
Coding region: 169-747 (192 amino acids)
Source: RefSeq, marked validated